UUCGGUACGAGCUUACGUACGCGCUUUCCAACGCCCAGCGGAAUCGGUACUUUUUAAUUUCUCGUGUUAGUUGCCAGUGUUUUUUUAAGUGUUUUCAAUAUAAACUUUUUAGUGUGUAAUAAUGAACUUUAUAUGUCUAUGAUUCUGUUUGAUAAGUAAUUGUUCUUAGCUGAUAUUGUAAAAAGAUUGACAACAGCGAUGCCACACACAGGUCAAGCUGGUGUGAAUCAACUGGGAGGCGUUUUUGUCAACGGUCGUCCCCUCCCAGACGUGGUGAGGAAGAAGAUUGUAGAACUAGCAAUCUUGGGCGUCAGGCCGUGUGACAUCAGCCGACAGCUCCUCGUCUCCCACGGCUGUGUCUCUAAGAUCCUGACCAGGUUCUACGAGACUGGUUCAAUCAGACCUGGCUCAAUUGGAGGAAGCAAGACUAAGCAAGUGGCAACACCUACGGUCGUGAAGAAGAUACUGCGAUUAAAGCAAGAGAACCCGGGCAUGUUCGCGUGGGAGAUCCGAGAGAGACUGCUCAGUGCGAGAGUAUGCGAGCCACAUUCCAUACCAUCUGUCUCCUCGGUCAACAGGAUCUUGAGGAACAGCGGCCUCGCGUGGAGUGAUGAAGAACCGAGAAGUGGACACGAACCAUACCCACAACCGGAGCUCUCGCCCAGUGUUAUGGACUACAUGGCAUUGAAAACAUCUUUGGCACCGUCACUACCUCCACAGCAAACAACACCAUACUUCGCUCACUCAGCUGUCAGAAUACAUCCAUCGCAGUCGACAGACCCCGCUCAAAUCUACGAUAGAAGGCUUGCCACGUCAUGGCUUUUAGCCAAUCAAGUCCAAGCACAAGGACUAUUGAAACCUUACCCGAUAUCCCCUUGGCAAAGAAUAAUGAUGCCGUACCACACUGAUUCUAAAAACUUCACCCCUUACCUCAGUCUACACAGCGAUCUCCUAAAUAGAAUAAAUUCGGAUGACGUGAAAUCGGAGAAUUCAGAACAUAUAUCAGUCGAAGCUAGUGACGAUAGCACUGACCGGCCGGAUGAUGAACAAGAUCAUAAAACUAAAGAAAAAAAGAAAAAUCCAUAUUCUAUUGAGGAAUUACUAAAGAAACCGGAUAAAAUCUCGAAUCCAUAUCCAAUCGCGUUCCAGAAUAUUCCACGACAACCGAGCGGGAGUAUGGUCGAAUAUAAUCAGGAAAAAAAUUCCAGCGAUAGAAGUUCACCAGCCAGUUAUUGUUCCGUGCAAAGCGGCGUAUCGAAUGAUUGUUUCAAUGAAACUGUCAGUUCAGAAAUAAAAGCGGGAAACUAAACUUAAAAUUGUACAUAAAUUAUUCCUUACAGUAUUCAAAUAUUUAGAUAAUUUAUUAAAUCUAUUGUCUAAUUUUCACGUUCCA
This is a messenger RNA of Papilio polytes (common Mormon), 1393 nucleotides long. RefSeq lists its product as uncharacterized. Lineage: Eukaryota; Metazoa; Arthropoda; Insecta; Lepidoptera; Papilionidae. Bases 199 to 1308 code for a protein of 369 amino acids. The record is from RefSeq and is a predicted model, not a curated record. Gene Ontology annotation, biological process: anatomical structure development; regulation of transcription by RNA polymerase II. The transcript has 5 exons. Gene Ontology annotation, molecular function: RNA polymerase II cis-regulatory region sequence-specific DNA binding; DNA-binding transcription factor activity, RNA polymerase II-specific.